Esox lucius (northern pike) is the source of this 6415-nucleotide messenger RNA. RefSeq names its product diacylglycerol kinase, zeta b (gene dgkzb). Gene Ontology annotation, biological process: diacylglycerol metabolic process; lipid phosphorylation; regulation of synaptic transmission, glutamatergic. The transcript has 33 exons. NCBI's taxonomy places the organism in Eukaryota, Metazoa, Chordata, Actinopteri, Esociformes, Esocidae. The coding region runs from base 1102 to 4197 and encodes 1031 amino acids. The record is from RefSeq and is a predicted model, not a curated record. Gene Ontology annotation, cellular component: nucleus. Gene Ontology annotation, molecular function: ATP-dependent diacylglycerol kinase activity; protein binding.
AGAAAAUGACAUUCAUUUAAUUGAAUGCUCUUUUACAGGGGUGGAAUGGGACCUGAAAUCUCCCUUGUGUUAAUAUUGGGCAGUCUUUCACGAUUCUGUGGUUAAACAGGAUGCGUCGUAAAUCAGGUUAAGAAACACUGGCUCUUGUGUGCUGUCAGCUUUUGACACACUUCUCUGUGCUAUUUUUAGGAUAUUUGAACAGAUUUAGCUAAGAUUCAUGCACUUUUCACAAGUAACCAAUAGGUGGCGAUGCGGUCAUAUUCUACUCUUGGCCAAUGGGAGAGAACAUGAGAGGGAGGGGAGGAGCAGAGAGGGUAAGCGAGAGAGAUGAGUGGGUGAUAAAAGUAUGUGUAAGUGUGAGGGGAAGAGAGAUGACACCGAGGCAUGAGAGGAAAAGUGUGAGAACAAAAAGCCACAGGUAGGCAGCAAGAAGGCGAAACAGGUUCUUGUUCCCGCUUGUUGGUUUGCCUGGGAUUGACACUUCCUGGAUUGUUUUCAGUAGUCCUGCAGAAGGCAAUCCAGCCAGUGCGUGUUGUGUGGUGGUUAGUAGUUUUAGCACCAGUGGCAGGGAGAAAGCAGACAGACCAGGAAACUGGAACAGCAGAGGGAGGAGAGAGGUUUCCUCUGACUGGGAGGCAUUGGAGGAAGGAAGCCAGUGUGGAGACCAGACCAGCCUGGGAAGGAAUAAGAGAAACCUUACAAUUUGAAUGCUGCUGCCUUCAGCUCAACAGAGCUCCACUUCCUGGUCAAGAAAGAGUCUUCUGUGUGGCGAGAGACUGGCAGAAUACCCACACCUACAAACACACACAAAGGUCUCUAAAGAUUUUCCCCUCCUCCGCGCAUUUGUCAGACUUGACCAGUAAGAAAGUAAACAGGGGCAUGUAAGAUUUGCCGUGUUUCUAUGUUUUCUUUUCUCCCUACUUUUGCUGGGGAAAGAAAAGCAAGAGUGUAGCUGCUGCUAAAUUGCUGCUCAGGAGUUUUUUGUUGUUGUUCUCAUGGCUUCUCGCUGCCUGGCCCGGGGCUGUGUGUGCUCUGUGACUCCUCGCAGAGAAAAGGGAAGGCUCAGUGUGUGAGAGAACCAACGGUCUGAGAAUAUCGGCCAUGGAGCGGCCCGGGGGGGAACAGGGAGGAGCAGGGGUGUCCCCCGAUCCUGAUGAGUCCCUUCAGGAUGGAGACGAACCAUACACCUCAGCCUCGCCGGUCUCGUCCUCUUCUUCGUCUUCCUCCAGUCCGGUCCUGCCCUCCGCCGCCGUUGCCGCCGCCACCCGAGGCCCCCAUACCACCAAGAACUUCACGCUUCGCAUGUUUGGCAGGAGGAAAGCCAUUGCUAAGUCAGGCCUCCAGCAUUUGGCUGCCCAGCCCAGCUCCUCAUCCCCAGGCAAGGCAGACCCGCUGCGAGAAAGCUGCAACACAGUUGACUGGAGUGAUAAUGCCCAGUUUGGGGACCAUAUCUGGUUUGAGACCAGUGUCUCAGGAGACAUCUGUUACGUAGGGGAGCAGUACUGCGUUGCAAAGACAAUGCAAAAGUCAGUGGCGAGGAAGAAAUGUGCUGGCUGCAAAAUUGCUGUUCACACCAUGUGCAUUGAGCAGCUAGAGAAGAUCAAUUUUAAAUGUAAGCCAUCAUUUAGGGAACCCGGAUCUCGAAGCAUUCGAGAGCCCAGCGUGGUCCGUCACCACUGGGUCCAUAGGAGGCGGGAGACAGGGAAGUGUCGACAGUGUGGGAAGGGUUUCCAGCAGAAGUUCUCAUUUCAUAGUAAAGAUAUUGUUGCAAUCAGCUGUUCUUGGUGCAAACAGGCAUAUCACAACAAGGUAGCGUGCUUCAUGAUGCAGCAGAUUGAGGAGCCAUGUUUGUUGGGAGCUCACGCCUCCGUCAUCGUGCCGCCGACCUGGAUCUUCCGGGUACGCAAACCACAGACAUCAUUAAAAUCAAGUAAAAAGAAGAAACGAACAUCUCUGAAAGGCAAGCCCAGUAAGAAGGUAGAGGAGGGUCGAUGGAAGCCCUUCAUCGUUAAGCCUGUUCCCUCACAACUCAUGAAACCUCUGCUUGUGUUCGUCAACCCCAAGAGUGGAGGCAACCAGGGGGCCAAGGUCAUCCAGUCCUUUAUGUGGUACUUGAACCCUCGACAAGUGUUUGACCUCACCCAGGGUGGUCCCAGGGAGGGGUUAGAAAUGUAUUCCAAAGUGCCCAACCUGCGGAUUCUGGCUUGCGGAGGAGAUGGAACGGUGGGUUGGAUCCUCUCAGUUCUAGACCAACUCCAGUUAAACCCUGCACCUGCUGUAGCUGUCUUGCCUCUGGGGACAGGAAAUGACCUGGCCAGGACUCUCAACUGGGGUGGGGGCUACACUGAUGAGCCAGUGUCCAAGAUCCUGUCUCAUGUGGAGGAUGGGAUCGUGGUGCAGUUGGACCGCUGGAACCUCCAAGUGGAGCCCAACCCAGAGGCCGGUCCCGAGGAGAAGGACGAGCAACAGACAGACAAGCUCCCCAUUGAUGUCUUCAACAAUUACUUCAGCCUUGGCUUCGACGCUCACGUAACCUUGGGUUUCCACGAGUCCAGAGAGGCCAACCCGGAGAAAUUCAACAGCCGUUUGCGGAAUAAGAUGUUCUAUGCUGGGACGGCCUUCUCUGAUUUCCUUAGUGGCAGCUCCAAAGACCUGGCCAAACACAUCAAAGUGGUGUGUGAUGGCACAGACCUCACCUCCAAAGUCCAAGAACUGAAGUUACAGUGUCUGGUGUUCCUUAACAUUCCCAGUUACUGUGCUGGCACCAAGCCGUGGGGGAACCCCAGUGAGCACCUUGACUUCGAGCCGCAGAGACACGACGAUGGCUGCAUCGAGGUCAUCGGAUUCACCAUGACCUCUCUGGCGACGCUGCAGGUGGGCGGUCACGGCGAGAGGCUGAACCAGUGCAAGGAGGUGACUCUGACCACGUACAAGUCCAUCCCCAUGCAGGUGGAUGGCGAGCCCUGUAAGCUGGCCCCUUCAGUCAUACACAUAAACCUGAGGAACCAGGCCAACAUGGUGCAAAAGAUGAAGAGGAGGAUCUCCAUGCCCCAGCUCAAUGAUCAGCAGCCGGUUCCCGAGAAACUUCAGAUUCGAGUGAGCAGGAUCAGCAUGCAUGCCUACGAGGCCCUGCACUACGACAAGGACAAGCUCAAAGAGGCCUCUAUCCCGCUGGGCGUCAUCACAGUGGCAGGAGACAGCGAUUUGGAAACAUGCCGUUCGCACAUCGAACAGUUGCAGGACAGCCUGGAGGAGGAAAGUGAUGCUUUGAAAUCUGAAAAACUGUUGGCACAAAAGCUUUCCCCCAAAUGGUGCUUUCUUGAUUGUACAACUGCAGACAGAUUCUACAGAAUAGACCGUGCUCAGGAGCACCUGAACUUCGUGACGGAGAUCUCUCAGGACGACCUCUACAUCUUGGACCCAGAGUUGAUCAUCAAGGAGACGGUGGGCACCUCGCCGGGCAUGCCCGACUUGGUGGACUCGUAUGGGGAGUGCCAAACACCUGAGUCUUGCCAGUUUGCCUUCCCUUCCUCCUCCUCGUCACCCACCUCUUCUCCGGUACAGAGGCUCGGUGAGUCCCAAAGGAAGAGGGUGUCCAGUGACAGCUCUGUGACAGAGACCUUGGCUCAGAGCAGCGACUCCCAGACCUCCUCCAAGACCGGCCUGUCCAGGAGAGGUGCUAAAAUUGCGAAUGUUCAUCGAUCCCCCACACCAAGUGCAGAUGAUUUCAGGCCUGUGUUUUGUCCUGGAAGUGCCCUGUUGUGUGACGCUGAAAAAGUAACUGAAUUAAUUGACUGCAUGAAGACAGAGGACCUUGACAGGUUCACAGAGCUCCACAAACAGGAGGCUGAUAUUUUCAUGAAAGAUCCUUUGGGCUCCACUUUACUCCAUUACGCAGUGGAGGUGGGCUGCAAUGAAAUUGUCAAGUACAUCCUAGACCACGCACCUCCAUCUCUCCUGGAUGCGACAGACAAAGAGACAGGGGAGACCGCUCUCCAUAAAGCUGCAUUCAUGAGGCGCAGGACAAUCUGCCACUAUCUGGUGGAGGCCGGGGCUUCUCUCAUGAAGACUGACCUUCGGGGUGAGACUCCCAAGCGGCGUGCGGAGAAGGCCAAUGACCAGGAGCUGGCGGAGUACUUGGAGAACCGCCAGCAUUACCAGAUGAUCCAGCGUGAGGACCAGGAGACGGUUGUAUGACCAUCCUGCUAUUUAACCGUGGCAGCGCCACGCUCUCGCUCUCUCCCUCGCGGUUUGCCAAAGCCCUGACAAUAGGAAGCUCUGUACUGGGUUCAAAGGAGAGCAGAGGGAGGGGUCUUCCCUCUUCAAUGGGCCAGGCAGGCUACGGCAUAGAAAUACUAUAGAAUAAGCGUUUCAAUGGGCUACACUGCCAGUGUGGCUGGAAGUGAAGGGGUGGGCCAGCAGAGGCAGGUCUUCCUUUCUUCCUCUUGCUAGUGACGCUUCAGUUUGAUUAGUGUUAAGAGCUGUGUCAAAGUGCAUGUGUGAAAUAAAAAUAAAACGCUUUUCUCCUAUCGCUGAUGGGUCCGCUACUGCACAGCAAGCGAAUGUAAAUGAAAAGGGCACGUUAAAAAUACAUGCUUUUUGGGGUGUUUUCUGGGCUGGGAUAACUGUAUCUGAAUGUGGCUUCACAAAUCUUGUAUCUUAUUCCAUAUGCAAUGGCCGCUGAUUAUUUACAGGAAUGCAGAAAUUUUGAGUGUGUCAUUGAAAUGAAUGGAGGUGGCUUUAGAUCAGGGAUACGGUUUGUGUAAGUGUGGGCAUGAGAUAGGAUAGAGGCUUUGCCAUAUUGUUUUCAAGGCCUUACUUCCCUAUUGAAUUCUAGUGACCUCCGGGUGUUUUUGUUUACUAGGAUGGUCUGUUUGCUCUUUGCUAUUUGAUAUUUAACUUAAAGCUAAUAUCUAUCACAGAUAAAAUCAUUUAUAUACUAUAUAUAUAUAUAUAUAUAUAUAUAUAUGUGUAUGUAUGUGAAAUGUUAUACUAUUUAUAAAGAGAGCUGUUUGCAAUUUUGCUUAUGAUCAAAUAUUCUUAAAACAGGUAUAGUCAUUUAUUAUUGAAAGCUGUUUUUGCACUGCCACACUUAUUGCUAAAAACAAAAUGCUUUGUAUUUGUAAAUGUGGCUUGAAUUUUCUCUUGGUGCGCUACAUUUUAUAGUUCUUAGAUAUUUAUAUAACACAGCUUUGGAAUAUUUUUCUGUUAUUUGUCCAUAUUUGUUACAUAAUAUGUAAAUCUGAUGUAUGUUUCCGAAUGUGUACUCUGUGAUCUAUAGUUUUUCUGUAAAAAUUAGAAAAAUUGUCAUUUACUUCUUAGAGGCAUCUUAAGUCCUUAAAAAAAAAAAAAGGCCAGCAUCAUCUGUUGUGGAUGAUAAGUGGACCAUGUGGACCAUGUGUAUAUUACAAAGACACUACAUUUGUAUUAUCAGGAAGUUAACUGUCUCUCCGCCAAAGGACAGCUAUAGUCCAUGUGUUCGGUUACAUGUUUUCUCAUUAACCAUGAUAUUUCCUACGUUUCUUGUUUUCUUUUGAGGAUUUUUGCUUUAAGCGACAUGGCAAUAGCAUACAUAUUUGCAAUAACAAUGCUUCAUUAGAGAAUGUAAGAAUUUCUCCCUUCAUCAAAGAUACACUUGCCAUUGCAAUAUAACAACAGUUUACAAUUGGAUAAUAUAUGCAUCAUAUUGUACAAGUGCAGUAUUUCAACUCAUAAUUCAACACAUUGUAGGAAACAAAUUCACCAAUAUGAUCACAAACCUCUGAAUGUGUUUGUAUAUUUUAAUAGGUCGCCAUAACUCCAGUAAAUAAUGUACUACUAAACUACUGCACAUUUAUAAUAAGCCACUUAAGCUAAUGACAUGUGAAGACCAGUUCAGUUCAUUUUACUUCAUGAGACAUAAUGUGUCGCAUUCCUUUAUCUUGAUUCAACUUAUUUAAACACUAUUUUAUGUGCAAACCGAUGGCUCAAUUUUAUUUUUAUUUUUGCAACAAGUAUUAUCAGAAACAUUGUUUUGUUAUAAUUAAUUAUUGCUUUGUAUUUAUCCUUAGAAAUCUUUACUAAAAGGGCCUAAACAUUUUUUAUUUCUUUUUUUGGGGCUCAUAAGGGGUUUAAAAUACAUUUAUGUAUAUCAGUGCUUUGUUUUGAGUUGCUGUGCAACUCAGAGUUAGAGAAUUAGCAUUAAACUGUUAAGGAUGUCUGAAAAACUACUGCUGUUACUGUCCAGUAUGCAGUCCCCUUGUAUCUACAGGGAGGACUGUAUAUUGAUACAUUUUGUACUCAAUAAGCAGCACCAGUAAUGGACCGACCUGUAUGUAAAUGUAUUAAAUAUAUAUAUAUAUAUUAUUAGUUCAUCUGUAAUGUAUAUUUGCUCUUCACGCCUGUUUAUUUGGAAAUAAAUAAAAGUUAAAACAUU